This is a messenger RNA of Grosmannia clavigera kw1407, 4560 nucleotides long. RefSeq names its product DNA replication initiation factor cdc45. Gene Ontology annotation, molecular function: single-stranded DNA binding; chromatin binding; DNA replication origin binding. Gene Ontology annotation, cellular component: DNA replication preinitiation complex. The record is from RefSeq and is a predicted model, not a curated record. Gene Ontology annotation, biological process: double-strand break repair via break-induced replication; mitotic DNA replication preinitiation complex assembly; DNA replication initiation. NCBI's taxonomy places the organism in Eukaryota, Fungi, Ascomycota, Sordariomycetes, Ophiostomatales, Ophiostomataceae. The coding region runs from base 1 to 4560 and encodes 1519 amino acids. The transcript has 6 exons.
AUGGGCGUCCCGAAGCUGCUGGCAACCUUGACGCCGUACGGCGACCGGCGACCAUUGGAAGCAGAGCAGGUCGUUAUUGAUGGCCCGGCUCUCGCAUACCAUGCAGCGAGUCUCUGCCAAGCAGUCCCCCAGCCAGCCGCAGCGUUGAGCCAUACGUUUGACCAGGCGACGAGCAGCCAGCUGGGCCAGGCAGCGUUGGUGUGGUUGGACGAACUGCGCGGCCGUGGAAACACAAUAUCGGCCUUGUUUUUUGAUGGCUACCUUCCUCGGGCAAAACGGCCCACGCGGUUGGAGCGGACCUACCGCACAUCCAUGCAGCUGAAGGAUAUCUUCGUAUCGUACCAGCGUGAGAUGCCCGGCUAUGAGACGGGCGCAUGCCGGACGAUCGGUCGGCUGCCAGCGCCGGCGUUUGUGGUCCCUGCUGUUCUGGACGCCCUUCGCCGCUCUCCCGUGUACGGACCGAUGACCAGGUUGGUACCAGGAGAGGCAGACACGUUCUGCGCUCAGCACGUGCGGACCAAUGGACGUGGCACCGUCAUCACAUCUGACUCAGAUCUGCUUGUGCAUGACCUGGGUCCGGAUGGCAACGUCGUCUUCUUCCGGGACAUCGACCUACGGAGACCAGAGGCCGGUGGGCCACAGGGUCUGGUUGUUCCGGUAUUUUCGCCGACUAUGAUCCGGUCCAGACUGGCCCUCAGUCCUCUGAACGGCAUGCAGGCCUUUGCCUUUGAGCUAUUCAUGGAUCCACAUCUAUCGAUUAACGGACUCAUCGAGCGAGCGAGACAGCAAGUGGCCGUAACCCGAUAUCCGGAAGAGUAUGUGAAAUUUCUGGAGCAGUACGAUACGCCAGGCCUUCUGGUGGACUCUGCCAGGCAAUACAACCUAAACGGCCUCGAUCCGAGGAUGUCGGAAUAUGUCCUGCAAUGUCUUUUGCCACCCGGCUGUGAAGCUGGGGUUAGUGGUGGCCGUCCAAGGUCUACCGAUAGUACACCGGACGACAGCAUUCUGAUAUUUGUCCCUCAAAUGUUGGAGUCUUGGACGCGGGCUAGUUCAUGGGAGAUUAGUGCACCUCUUCGUCAAUGCGCAUACGGACUACUUCAAGCUGUAGCAGGCCGAAGAAUAUUGGCAGUUCGCGAGUAUACGCGAAUGGCUUCGAUGGCCUCGUUAGGAGGUCAGCUCCAGCUGCCGUCUGCCCUCGAGAUCACUGAGGCUGUCGGCAGGCUGACGUCAAUAUUGCGCCAAAUUCAGACACGGGUCCAAGAGCCGUCUCUAUGGUGGAUCGUACUGUCUUCGUUCCAGGACAUUGAGUGGUCCCGAGAACAGGCAAAAGAAUCAGUUUGCUUGACAGUGCUCUGCAAGGAGACACCGGCAGACGGAAUCCUGCAGCGGCCGUCGUGGAAUGCCGCGCAUUGGAUCGCCCAGAUUAUGGGCACGCUGUACUCGCUGCGGAUUCUACGACAGCUAGUAGAGUUUGUCGGCCAGGACGCGGGAGAGAAGCACUGGAAACAGGCGACGUCUGGACUGUCAGAGCUGCGGGAACUGCUGUCCCUUGUAACCCCUCUUGAGGAGUACCCUUCACUCCGGACUCUUCAAUACCUCCCUGCAAGGCUGCGCGAGUCUGGGGCACUAGACCUGAUCUCUGAAAUGGCCGGACUGCCAAGCCCAAUUGACUUCCUGCCCGGGACACGAAGGAAAAGAUCAAACAAGAAGCGAAAACGGCUAUCUCAACCGUCGACGAUGGACGACAGGCCGCCCUGCCCGACGCAGUCAAGGAACCUCCCAAGACGCCUCUCGCCUCCGCCCGUCACCCAUGCGUCCCGCGUCCCCUUCGACAACAUGUAUCUGCCACGCUCACUGAUCUCAAAGCUGUAUCUGCAUCUGCAAAAUACGUGCCACCCACUCUCUCCACCCGUGCUACUACUGGUGGCUCUCGAACCUGACGCCCUCUGUGCCUGCCGGGUCCUCACGAGCCUGCUCAAGCAUGACUACAUACCGCACAAGAUCCAACCUGUGGCCGGCUAUGCGGAUCUGGCCCGUGUCGGCCGCGAGCUUGUGGCUCCCAUGAUGCAGACACGCGGUGGCAACGGUGGUGUCGUGAUAUGUCUCGGCGUCGGCGGCACCGUGGACCUGGCUACAUUCUUUGGCCUGGAGACAGACGACGAGCAGUCGGCCGGCGGCGACCUCGCCUAUGGUGGCGUCGAGGUCUGGAUCUUGGAUGCCCAUCGGCCGUGGAAUUUGAACAACGUCUUUGGCGGGUUUCCGCUUGAGCCUGCAAUCGAGGGCCUGGACGACACGGCGAGCUCCCGGGCGCCUCCUGGCGUCAAGGGUGGCCGCGUUGAGCGCGCCUACAAGCCAGGCAAGGGCGGCCUCGUGGUCUUUGACGACGGCGACGUCGAGGAUGAUCUCGACGCGGAGAGGGAUGCAUAUCUGGCUCUGGCAGACAUGCCUGAGGUCGACGAGGACGGAGACGACCCAGACUUGGGAGCCAGCGACACCGAGAGCGGCGAAGACGGUGACGUCGAAGAGGAUGUUGAGAGCGCAGACGGGGAGGCAGAGCCAGCAGCACGCGCUGGACAGAAGCGCAAGUCUCUGUCGGACCAUGACGACGAGCCGGACAGCGAGGACGACAACCGCCCGGCACAGAGAAGAAGGAGCAACUCGUCGAGUCCGAUCGCACUACCAGCACGUCCAAAAUCACGGCCACUGCUCGUGCUACGAGGCCCGCCGCCAAGAAACGAUGUCGAUCCCACCGAAGCCCCGCAACUGAAGCUGCCGGUGCGGCAGACGAAGAAGGCGCCAUCCGCACGCACACUUCGACGCCGCCUUCUGCAGCUGAGGGCGCGCAACGAGGCCGUGCUGCGCAAGUACUAUCGCAAGGGAGCCUCGUACUCGGAACCGAUCUCGUCAAUGGCAUACUCGCUAGCGUCAGAGCUGGGACGUGAGGACAACGACCUGCUGUGGCUUACCAUUGUGGGGGUGACAUCGAUGGAGCUGUACGGCCGGUCGUCUGCCGGUGUGGCCGUGAAAGUGCAUGGGGCCGAGAGCAUGCCAACGGCAGGAUGGAUGGGCAUGCGAGGCGCACGGAUACGACAGCUUCUGCGCGACGAGGUGCGGCGGUUGAAUCCACCAGAGGCCGGUAGCGGAGGAGGGGGUGGUAACAGCGGUAGCAGUGGUGCAGGAGGGCCAGGAGGCGGACGGAUGGGAUCGCCAGAGUCAGCAGGUGUCAUUCCGACGACGGCACGCAGCCCGGAAGACACGAGCAUCCGGCUGUCGCCCGAGCCCAAGUUUCUGCUGAUCCGGCACUGGAGCCUGUACGACAGCAUGCUGCACUCGCCAUAUCUAUUCUCGCGACUCAAGAUGUGGAGCGAGACCGGACUGAAGCGGCUGCACAAGCUGUUUGCCAAGAUGGGCGUCAGCCUGGUGCAGUGCCGACAGAGCUACGCGCACAUGGACAUGAUGCUGAAGCGGGAGCUACGGGUGAAGCUGCUCAAACGGCAAGGACCGGGGCGGGCGGGCAAAGACGGCUGGGGCUUUGUGCGCAGUUGGGGAUGGCGAGCGACGCUUAGUGCACAGGAUGUGGCCGUGGUAAUUGGCGCGCUGCUGGAGGUGGGCAAGAGCCCAACGGCGGCGACGACGACAGUCGCGAUGGGGUCGUCGGGAAAAUCAUCGUCUGAUGGCGGUCCUGGGACAUCGGACGAUGACAUGGCGAUGUUGUCCGGAGAAGAGGACCCGUCUGAGGAGUGGGUGCCGCGAUUCUGGGAGGCGUAUGAUGCGCUAGAGAGUAUCGAGUCGCUCAAGGAGGGCCUGCCGACCGCCAAGUUUCUGCACCGGGCGAUCUUCAACACCGGGUCAGCGCUGAUCAAGAAGAAGCAGAUCACACACUUGCACGCAUUCCGGAUGUGUAUCGUGAAAGAAGGUCCGGACGUGGGCGUGUUCAACCAUCCGGGAGCUCUGACAAAACUGGCGCUGUGGGUGGGAGAGGCGCUGGCAGAGCAGGAAAAGGACGCGACCGGGCGGCUGGCACACGGAGGUCGAGGAACGCCGCUGGUGGUGGCGUCGCUAAACGAGAAGCGAGGAGUAUAUGUGGUGGUGGGAACGGGAGGAGGUGGAGGACCGGAUAUGUUGGCACAAGGACGACAAGCGGUGCAGAAAAAGCAGGAGGAGCGGGCAGCCAAGACGAAGCAACGGGAGGAGAGGCGCGAGGCACGACGGGCGCAGCGGGAAGAGGCAAGGACGAGGCGGAAAAAAGAAAACGAGAACAAAGAGGCCAACGACGAUGUCGAAGACGAAGACGACGAAGACGAAGACGAAGACGAAGGCGACGAAUCGGAGGGAUCGGAAACGGACUCGGACUCGGACUCGGACUCCGGGCUGGCGCUGGACCAGGCAGACAGCAAGAGCUUUGGGCUGAAUCGCUUUGGAACGGCCUUCCAGGAUGUCGUGGCAGAGACGAGUGCGCGCGUGCGCAUCGACAGCUUUGAGCAUUGCGUGGUGGAGGUGAAGAAGGAGGAUCUCAGCGGAUUUCUCGAGAGUCUGAGCAUGAAGGCGGUGGUCGGCUGA